CUGACGGGCACAUUCUCUGCUGUGACAUAGCAAAGAAAGAAAAUGCCUGAACCCGCUAAGUCCGCGCCCAAGAAGGGCUCCAAGAAAGCCGUGACUAAAACCGCCGGCAAGGGCGGCAAAAAGAAGAGAAAGACCAGGAAGGAGAGCUACGCCAUCUACGUUUACAAGGUGCUGAAGCAGGUGCACCCCGACACCGGUAUCUCCUCCAAGGCCAUGAGCAUCAUGAACUCGUUUGUUAACGACAUCUUUGAGCGCAUCGCCUCUGAGGCCUCCCGCCUGGCUCACUACAACAAGCGCUCCACCAUCACCUCCAGGGAGAUCCAGACCGCCGUGCGCCUCCUGCUGCCCGGUGAGCUGGCCAAGCACGCUGUGUCCGAGGGCACCAAGGCCGUGACCAAGUACACCAGCUCCAAGUAAACGGCAGCUCUACUGCACCCAAAAAAAGGCUCUUCUCAGAGCCACCCACUUCUUCUAAAGAGCACAUGUCCACACACAAUUUUAAAGUAACACGAACUGUUGAAAACUGUUUAGUACUUCAAAGUCAAAAGCAAACAGACAAAAUCAAGUAUUUGUUUUAUGUUAUAAAACAGCGAUUACAUCGUGACCAGAAGGGUCUUUAUGUCUGACUUCGUUCAUGGAGCUUGUAUAUUUUUCACUGGAGUGAAUGCACAAUGUUCUGUGUGUGGUGGUUUUUUAUUUAUUAUUUUUUUCCUCCCCUCAGUUG
Molecule: messenger RNA, 724 nt
Organism: Neolamprologus brichardi
Lineage: Eukaryota; Metazoa; Chordata; Actinopteri; Cichliformes; Cichlidae
Source: RefSeq, a predicted model, not a curated record